Globicephala melas (long-finned pilot whale) is the source of this 736-nucleotide messenger RNA. It is a transcript of the gene C3H19orf53, whose product is annotated as chromosome 3 C19orf53 homolog. Lineage: Eukaryota; Metazoa; Chordata; Mammalia; Artiodactyla; Delphinidae. The record is from RefSeq and is a predicted model, not a curated record.
GGUAGUGGUCACUUUAACUCUUUGCCACGUUGUAUCCCGUGAGCCAUUCCGCCCUCCGGCCCCACUGUAUCCCAUCGUGCCCUGCGUUUUUCGUCUGCGACCUCCCACAGCCCCGCCUCUUCCGGUGCAUGACUGAUCAUGGCGCAGGGGCAGCGCAAGUUCCAGGCGCGGAAACCAGCGAAGAGCAAGGCAGCGGCGACAGCCUCGGAGCGGAACCGGGGCCCGAGGAAGGGCGGUCUCGUUAUCGCACCCAAGAAGGCACGCAUCGUGCAACAGCAAAAGCUCAAGAAGAACCUGGAGGUCGGGAUCCGGAAGAAGAUCGAACAUGAUGUGCUGAUGAAAGCCAGCACCAGCCUGCCCAAGAAGCUGGCGCUGUUGAAGGCCCCCACCAAAAAGAAAGCAGCAGCGCCCCCCUCCACCAAGACGCCUUCCUAAGGGUGCACCCCAGCAGAGGGCAUCGCCGCAGCCCUGUCUGUGCUCAGACCUGUGCAGGGAGGAGAGGCCGUGCUCCCCAGAGCCUUGGGUUGCGCCUCAAACUUUACUGGGGGCCUGGCCCGUGAGCAGGGGAUCAGCAGGUCAGAAGUGCACUGGCUGGCUUCCCAGGGUGCCAAGGCCAGGCCAAGCGCAGGCCAAGGCCAGGAGGAUGCCUUCACCAACUUCCUGUGUCCCCCUACCCCUCCCCACAUCCUGUCUCCACUGGUUUAACCCAGAGCAAUAAACCUGACUUUGUCAUUCC